Messenger RNA from Didymodactylos carnosus, 567 nucleotides. Lineage: Eukaryota; Metazoa; Rotifera; Eurotatoria; Philodinida; Philodinidae. The record is from the annotation of a GenBank genome assembly.
AUGACAGAUGAUGAUCGAUGUUAUCAAGUGUGUGAAAGCGAUAGAAGAUGUGGUGUACUCUGUCUGGAACCGAAUAUGUCAUUUAUUGCCAAUUGUCAUUGUGAAUCCAAAAACUGGAAGAACGUCACUUGUGGCUGUAUCACACAGACAACUAAUGUUCAAAAUAUGACCGAUGAACAUGAACAAGAUCGUUGUCAACAAAUUGUUUUACCAACAACAACACCUCGCUGGAUGCAAAAAAGAGGCUUUCCAGCUGCCAGUAUAUUACUCUUAGUCAUUAUCGGAGCAGCUAUGAUAAUUUCACUUGUGAAAUUUGUUUUUCAUCUUUUACAUGGCGUUUCCACUUCAGUAAAUAAUAAUGAUAGAAAUAUCACACAGGUUUACAAUCUUCCGUCCACUGUACCCACGUCCUACUUCGCUGAUAUAUUAUAUAUUGAAGACAACCAGUUACAAUGUGUAGCAAAACUACACGAUUUAUCGCAACAACUUGUUAUUGAUACUCGCCAACAAGAAGAUGGUUGUGAUGACUUCAGUGUAUUUUUACUAAAGAAUAAAACAGCGGGAUGA